This is a messenger RNA of Penaeus chinensis, 541 nucleotides long. RefSeq names its product holotricin-3-like. The record is from RefSeq and is a predicted model, not a curated record. The transcript is spliced from 3 exons. NCBI's taxonomy places the organism in Eukaryota, Metazoa, Arthropoda, Malacostraca, Decapoda, Penaeidae. Bases 67 to 438 code for a protein of 123 amino acids.
AUAUCGUACGUGGAAAUCCCCCCUAUGUUUUAGUCAGCGCACGCCCUUUACUGCAGAUGCCUAUGCAUGUGCAAACGACGUAUAAAAAGACUGCAAAUACGUCGACGGAAGUCAGUCUCUCUCGAGGGCAUAAAGGAGAAGGAAUUCUACAUUAUGAUGGCCAACCGCAGGCUCCUCCUCCUGUUCCUUGUGGUCGCUGUGGCCCUCGCCCCGCUCGCCGUCGCUGACCCAUUGCCCGUUGCUGACCCACACAGGCGAUAUCCCGGGUUUGGCUACGGGUAUGGCCACGGUUUUGGCAACGGCUUUGGCCAUGGAUACGGCCACCAUGGGUAUGGCCAUGGGUUUGGCCAUGGCUUUGGCCACCACGGCUAUGGUGGGCCUGGCCAUUUCCUCAGCCAUCUUCUGCAUGGAUUCGGGCAUCAUCACUUCUUCGGAUAGACAGAAAGAGCGUUACGGAUACUAAGACUGUACAUGCGCAUCGAGAUUUUCAUUUUACCGGAUUGCUGUAUAGGUAUUUAUUAAUAAACAAUGAGCUUUAAAA